UUACCGCCCAAAUGUGUCAUUUGAACAGGAGCAUCCGACAAUACAAGAUGGAGACACCAAGCCAAACUUGAAGGAAAAGAACAGCAAGAGAAAAGCAUGCCAAGCUGCAUCCAUAUUCUUUCUUAGGAAUUGAAAUGAACUGUGCAAGAUCUGUGGAUGGAGUCAGAGUUGAAAUGGGGAUGCUGAUAGAGAGGUUUGGCUUUCCUACUAUAGACCACACUCAGCUUGUCUUGACCUCUUAGUAGGUUAGAAGACAAAGACAUCAUAAUAUGAAGAGUUUUGGGCUGCUGGAUCUUCUCCAAAUAUGCAUCAUGCUGCUAAGCAGAGGAAUUGUUUUCAUUUCCGGGGACUUUUGCAGCUGGAAAGGAAGUGGUCUUACCUGGGACUUUCGCUCACGGGCUGUGGAACAAAUUCACCUACGUUGUGCAGAAGGCUCAUUAGAAUGGCUUUACCCAACCAGAGCCUUGCGUAUAAUUCUUGAGCCCAGCUUGGUCAACAGCAGGAAUACAAAUGUCUGUAUAAAGCCUUCUUUGGAGUUUAGAGGUGCUAAUAUGUAUGUCGAAAAGAACGAAGAGCUUCACUUAUUGGUUAGUGAAGCAGCUGAAGUACGGGGAACUUACUGCUUUGGGAUGGAUGUUACACAGAGAGUGGCCUUCUUCUUACAGGCCAGUCCCCAAAAGGACUUAAGCAGGAGAACAGCAGGAUUUCAGUAUGAAGUGAUCAGUAACCAACAUUCUGGACCCUUACUCCAAAAUUUUGCUUCUGCUGAUAAUGUGUGCCAACCUUGUGAUAGCAAAGACCUUCUUAUGGCCAUUUGCAAGAAUGAUUAUGUCGUAAGUGGAUCCAUUCAGAGUGUCUCACAUGAUGUGGAAGCCUAUAUAUCCCAAGUGCACAUCAAGGCUAUAAAAGUAUACAGACAGCGAAACAGUAUAUUUCAGCAUGAUGUAUCCACUGUUACAUGGACCAGACCUAUCAGGACAUUGUUGAAAUGUGGAGUCAAGAAAGGGGAGGGAGAUUUCUUGUUCACCGGUAAUGAACAUUUUGGAGAUGCUUGGUUGGGAUGUGCUCCUCGCCUUAAAGACUUUCUUGAAAUCUACCAAAACGCUAAACAUCUUCGGAAUAACCCGUGUGAAUUUCAGAUGUAAACAUAAACUUAUGGACUAUAAACAUAUUCUAUAACCAUCAUGAUCUAACAUGUAAUUUAUUUCAUCUGUGCAUUCCUGUGUGUUGGUAAUAAGCUUUAUCCAGAUGUUUGGGUGGAAUGUGCACCUCCAGUUGAAGACAUUCUAGAAACCACCAUCAUCUUUGGACAUCUGUGCCAAUUUCAGAUGUAAACAUAUAUUUGAAUUGACUAUAAAGCCCCGUACACACGAUCGGACCUUUGUCCGACCAAAAUC
Messenger RNA from Rana temporaria (common frog), 1397 nucleotides. Its product is annotated as meteorin-like protein. NCBI's taxonomy places the organism in Eukaryota, Metazoa, Chordata, Amphibia, Anura, Ranidae. The coding region runs from base 270 to 1145 and encodes 291 amino acids. Gene Ontology annotation, molecular function: hormone activity. The record is from RefSeq and is a predicted model, not a curated record. The transcript is spliced from 5 exons.